AUUUUUUCCCCUUUCUCCCUUCGACACGGCCCGUGUAACCCUGCUGCGGGGCAAAUGGGACCCCUCCUGCUCUUUAGCUUAUGGAGAAAAAGUCCCAAAUCCGUCGAUCCCGAGCCCGGCCGUUGAAAUUUCGGAGCGGGCACCGGAGCCGAAGAAGUGCCGUACUCUCUCAACCGGAACCAUUGUGGUCUGACGUGAGUAUCGCUGGGGUAGUUCGCUCUGUAUUCCGUGCAAUAUUCCCAUCAUGUAAGCAAUGCCUGUGUGUUAUUUGAUGCUGUCAUAUCGAUGAUGCAAGAACCGAGAGGCUGCGAAUUAAACGGCCGUUGUGAACUAGCUUGGUGCGAGGUCUCCUCGUGGCCCCGUGUUAGUGGCUCUGAAGUUGUUUGUAGUGUAGGUGCUUCGGUUGAGCCACCACACAUCGCCGACGGUUGGCCUUCUGCACUCGUGGAAGUGCAAAGUAUCCGUGGGAUUGGAUGGCUCCCUGGACCCAGAACUCUCCUGUUUGUGACUUUGCUGUACGAAAUACUAAGUGACCCUCCGUUCCCAACCACUCGGGGCGCACACACUCGCCGCUGCAUUACCCGCCCUCGACAUGGAAGGUUUUCGAAUUCCCAAAUUCGGCCUUUGUGCUGCGGAACUUUGGCUUGUUCUUGCCUGUUGCUCAAGCGAGAUGUUAUCUUGACUCUUGCUCCUGCUGCUGGCCCCCCCAGCUGUUCUUUCUCUUCUUGGCUAGCCCUUCCAUGGGGUUGUUUUAGCCCGCCAAAUCCCGUGACGCCCACAAUUGUCUUUUUUCGUGGAAUUCGAAUGCCAAUUCCCAAAGUCGGUCAUGGCCACCGUCUGGACAAAUGGCCUCACCAGAAGCAUCCCACAAGAGAUCUCAAUCACCAGCCUAGCCUUACCCCUCCGCCCUCAUUCUCUUUAUUAGCCUUCUAGGGUCCGAGGCCGAUUGCGGGUCAUGUUGUGGCUCUCUUACAUGUACUUUGUACAUACAUGCAAGCAUUCGCCAGAGUCUAUUCGCCAUGCAUUCCCCUCUCCACGCCACCGACCCAUACUUGGGUUCUUGUUUAAUAUCAAGCAGCAGU
This is a messenger RNA of Canariomyces notabilis, 1082 nucleotides long. RefSeq lists its product as uncharacterized. Lineage: Eukaryota; Fungi; Ascomycota; Sordariomycetes; Sordariales; Chaetomiaceae. The record is from RefSeq and is a predicted model, not a curated record. The transcript has a single exon. Bases 286 to 933 code for a protein of 215 amino acids.